CGUUCCGUGUAAAUGCAAAACUUAUUGUAUUUUCUGACAACAACUGACAUGUCUGCUAUAUAAGCAUGUUAUAAUUGUGAUUGAUUCAGUACAGAUACAAACACAAUGUUAUUUAAAACUACUAUUGUUUUCGCAGCAUUAAUCGCCUUUCAGGGUGCAUCUUCCUACCCUCAAAAUGCGGAAGAAGUGCGCGGUUUGAUCGCCAAUUUCCGUGAUGCUUCAAACGAAGCUAUGCACGAAGGUGGUGAAAAACUGAAACCUUUAGUAGAAAACAUCGAAGAGUCUUCCAAAACAGCUGAAGAGAAAGCUCAAGGUAUCAUUGAGGAAUCCAUUAAAAUCGCAAAGGAUGAGGUUGAUCUUAAGGAGCAAGAAGCCAUAAAGGAAGGAGUUAAUGCCUCUGAAUGCGUUAAAGCUGCUAAUGGAGAACUCGCAACUUUAUUGGUACGUCUCACCGAUGAGGUUAAGAACUGCGGAUCAAAUGCGCGCCACGAAAGCACUGGUCUUGUAUUUGAGGUCUUGGAUACUUCUGGAAGCGAAGCCUACUACAGACGUGAAGAUUACUACCACAAAAUGGAUGCUUGCAUUGAUAAAGAGAGUGUCCCUUGUUUGGUUGAUCUUAAAGCUAUUAUCGCAGAAGACACCGAACUUUAUCCCAAAGAGCUUGUGGAACGUUUCGAUGUAACAGCAAAUUCUCUUGGUAACAUCGAAGAUGAUAUGAACGAAUGCAUCGCACACACCGAAGACGCAGUUUCCGUUCAAUGCGAAGAGUAUCUCAGAGAAUUUAAUGAAUGCAUCGAAACCAACAAAAAUUAAUGAAGUGAUCUAUUAUGUAAAUUAAAAUAUCU
Messenger RNA from Nicrophorus vespilloides, 845 nucleotides. RefSeq lists its product as uncharacterized. The coding region runs from base 106 to 813 and encodes 235 amino acids. NCBI's taxonomy places the organism in Eukaryota, Metazoa, Arthropoda, Insecta, Coleoptera, Silphidae. The record is from RefSeq and is a predicted model, not a curated record. The transcript is spliced from 2 exons.